UUUUUUUUUUUUCACCACUUUUUCCUCUAUAAAACAAAUGAUACAAUGUUGGAUACUUACAGUUUAGGUUAAUCCGUGUAUUCCGUUUAGGCGAAAAUGAAGAAGACUCAAGGUUUUUCUACUCGUGCUAUUCACACUGGUCAAGAAACGGAUCCUAGUACUGAUGCGGUAAUUCCUCCAAUUACUUUAUCCACAACCUAUAGAAUGCCAGCGGCUGGUGUUGUCAAGAAAUACGAUUACACACGCCUUGGCAAUCCGAAUAGAUCAAAUAUGGAAGCUGCAGUGGCAGAUUUGGAAAAUGCAAAAUAUUGUUGUGCUUUUGCAUCUGGUUGCUCCGUUACUUCGGCUAUUAUUAAUACUUUGGAUUCUGGUACCCAUAUUAUCUGUGUUAAUGAUGUUUAUACUGGAACUCACAAUAUUCUCGCCAAAAUUGCCCCCAAGCAUCAAAUACAAACCUCAUUCGUUGAUAUGUCUAUCGCCUCCAACAUCAAUCAACAUUUUCAAUCUAACACCAAGCUUGUAUGGCUCGAAACUCCCACCAAUCCAACGAUGAGGAUCACAGACAUUGCAGAAAUUGCCAAGUAUACUCAUGAUCAUGGAUCCAUUUUAGUGGUCGACAAUACUUUUUUAACACCUUAUUUUCAAAAUCCCCUUGCUCUGGGCGCCGACAUUGUGAUGCAUUCAGCUACGAAAUAUAUCAAUGGACAUUCGGAUGUUUUGAUGGGACUAGCAUUGACCAAUGAUGAAACACUGUACAAAAACUUAGUAUUUAUUCAAGCAAGUAUGGGUGCAGUACCUUCACCUUUUGAUUCAUUUUUGGCAAGACGCGGUAUGAUGACUUUGGCUAUCCGUAUGAAAGCGCAUGAAACGAACGCACAAGCUGUAGCACAAUUUUUGGAAAAUCAACAUAGAACCGUGGAUCAAGUAUUCUAUCCUGGACUUGCAUCCCAUCCUCAGCAUCAUAUUGCAGCAAAGCAACAACAUGGGUAUGGUGGCAUGCUUUCUUUCAAACUCAAGGGAAAUUUGGAUAAUGUGAAUGCAUUUUUAACUUCACUCAAGGUAUUUGCAUUGGCUGAAUCAUUAGGUGGUGUGGAAUCUUUGGUCGAAGUGCCUUCAUUGAUGACUCAUGCGACAAUUGAUCCAAAAGAACGACAAGCUUUGGGGAUUACUGAUACUUUGAUUCGAAUGUCGGUUGGUAUUGAAGACGUGGAAGAUUUGAUUGAAGAUUUGGAACAAGCACUAGGAAAAAGCAAGAUUGAAACAAAAAAUGUGGAAGAUUUGAUUGAAGAUUUGGAUCAGGCACUAGGGAAAAGCAAGAUUGAAACAAUAGUGUAGUGAAUAGAUUAUAGUUUUAUAUUAGUGAUUUUGUGUGUGAUGAUUGAAUAAAGGAAAAUAGUAUGAUCUUUUUUU
This is a messenger RNA of Halteromyces radiatus, 1410 nucleotides long. Its product is annotated as Cys/Met metabolism PLP-dependent enzyme-domain-containing protein. NCBI's taxonomy places the organism in Eukaryota, Fungi, Mucoromycota, Mucoromycetes, Mucorales, Cunninghamellaceae. The transcript is spliced from 4 exons. The record is from RefSeq and is a predicted model, not a curated record. Gene Ontology annotation, biological process: transsulfuration. Gene Ontology annotation, cellular component: cytoplasm. Gene Ontology annotation, molecular function: pyridoxal phosphate binding; cystathionine gamma-lyase activity. The coding region runs from base 97 to 1335 and encodes 412 amino acids.